Molecule: messenger RNA, 3422 nt
Organism: Felis catus (domestic cat)
Lineage: Eukaryota; Metazoa; Chordata; Mammalia; Carnivora; Felidae
Gene: ZNF157
Product: zinc finger protein 157
Exons: 6
Coding region: 705-2000 (431 amino acids)
Biological process (GO): negative regulation of transcription by RNA polymerase II
Molecular function (GO): DNA-binding transcription repressor activity, RNA polymerase II-specific
Source: RefSeq, a predicted model, not a curated record
GACCACAGCAUCACAGCCCUUACGAUCGUGUGCGAGAACAACCACGCAGAAGGGGCACGGUCAGGGGUGAGGACAGGAAACGGAAGUGGCCCUCAGAGGACGUUUAAGUCCUGUUGGCGCGCGACGCUAAAGCGAGUGCACGAGGUUUUGUGGCGUGACAGUCAUCAGUGAUUUUUGAGGAUUUCUUGGUGUCCCCGUGGAGCUGUUGAGUUUCCUCCUUACUGGAGGCUGCGGGAUCUUCCAUUCAUUCUGACCGCAGCCCACAUACAGACUCCCCUCCAGCUUUGGAAGGUGGGCUGAGACCCAGGGUGAACAUGCCAGCUACUGGGAAAUCACCCCAGAGGUUCCCUGCCCUGGUUCCAGGACAGCCUGGCAGAUCCUUUGAGCUGAAAAAUGAUGCGCUACGUCCUAUGGCCUCUAUGGUUUCUGAUGUGAAAUCUGCCGUCAUUCAAAUUGUUUCUGUAGGGAUCUGUGUCAUUUGAGGACGUGGCUGUGGAUUUUACCCGACAGGAGUGGCACAGACUGGACCCUGCUCAGAGGACCAUGCACAAGGAUGUGAUGUUAGAGAACUACAGCAACCUGGCAUCCGUGGCUCAUGAAGAUGCACCUUCCUCCUCCUCCAUCAGAGGCCCUAGCGCUCAGACAACUUGGCCCAUGUCCUCUGCCAUUUCCCAUUAACAGGCCUCUGCGUGGCCAAACCGGAGAUGAUCUUCAAGUUGGAGCGAGGAGAAGAGCUGUGGAUUUUAGAGGAGGAAUCCUCAGGCCAAGGUUUCCCAGGAUCUCUCUCACUGCUGUGUGGCAAGAGUUCUGUCGGGGGUGGUGCCCUGAGGCAUGACAGUGACCUUCAGCGUCAGAAGAUUCAACCUGUGGAUCAAACUGUUGAGUAUAAUGGAUAUGGAAAAGUCUUCUACAAGAACACAGGCUUUGUUGCACAUAAAAGAACACACGCAGGAGUAAAAAACUUUGGAUGUCACGAAUGUGGGAAGAGUUACUGCAGGAAAUCAAACCUUAUCGAACAUCUGAGGAUACACACAGGGGAGAGACCCUAUAAGUGUGGUGAGUGUGCCAAAACCUUCAGUGCAAGGUCAUACCUCAUUGCUCACCAGAAAACCCACACGGGGGAGAAACCCUUUGAAUGUAAUGAAUGUAGGAAGUCUUUUGGCCGGAAGUCACAACUCAUUCUACACCAGAGAACGCACACAGGAGAGAGACCGUAUGCGUGUGCCGAAUGUGGGAAAACCUUUUCUGAGAAGGCAACCCUUAUGAUUCACCAGAGAACCCACACAGGGGAGAAGCCCUAUGAAUGUAGCGAAUGUGGGAAAACAUUUCGAGUCAAGAUAUCCCUUACCCAACACCAGAGAACCCACACGGGGGAGAAACCAUAUGAAUGUGGUGACUGUGGGAAAAACUUCCGUGCCAAGAAAUCCCUAAAUCAACAUCAGAGAAUUCACACAGGUGAGAAACCCUAUAAAUGUGGCGAAUGUGGGAAGUUCUUCAGAAUGAAAAUGACUCUCAAUAAUCAUCAGAGAACUCACACAGGUGAAAAACCCUAUCAGUGUCAUGAAUGUGGGAAAUCCUUCAGGGUACACUCGUCUCUUGGGAUACAUCAGCGAAUUCACACGGGAGAGAAACCUUACGAAUGUAGCAAAUGUGGCAAUGCCUUCUAUGUUAAAGCACGCCUCAUUGAACAUCAGAGAAUGCAUUCAGGAGAGAAACCCUACGAAUGCAGCGAAUGUGGAAAAAUCUUCAGUAUGAAGAAAUCCCUCUGUCAACACCAGAGAACUCACACGGGAGAGAAGCCCUAUGAAUGUAGCGAGUGUGGAAACGCCUUCUACGUGAAAGUACGCCUCAUUGAACAUCAGCGGAUUCACACGGGAGAGAGACCCUUUGAAUGUCAAGAAUGUGGCAAGGCCUUCUGCCGGAAAGCGCACCUCACGGAACAUCAGAGAACUCACGUGGGCCGGCCCUUGCCUUUUACCGUGGAGAAAGCUUCUUUGUGAAGACUCCCAUCACCGUCUGACCAAGCCCUCUGGGUCCUCUGGUCACCGGCACACAGAGCACACCCGUAACGAUUAGGCUCGGACACUGGUGUGAAAAUACAUCCUGAUUCCUCUUAGGGGAUAGCUCGUUGUUUUCGUUUCAUUUGGAUUCCCCUAAUUAAUGGUGAGGUUGAAUAACUUCUUACCUGUUGACUGGCCGUUAGGGUUCUUUUCUUCUGUGCUUUGACUGUUGUGUAUCCUUUCCCCAUUGUUUUCUGACGGGCUGCUUAUCUUUUACAUCCUGGCUUUACAUGGUCUUGUUUUCGUUUUUCAGUAUAUGAGAAUGUACAAACCUUUUUUCAGUCAUGUGUACGGCAGAUAUCUUCUCCUGGACUGUGGCUGGUUAUUUAAUGUUGUUAACUCUUCCGUUGAGGUUUUAUGUUCGAAUAUUAUCAGUGUCAAGGUGAUCACAAUUCUCCUACACUUUUCCUCUAAAGUUAAGGUUUUCCUUUCAACAUUUAGAAUGUUAAUCUCCCCUGAGGUUGUGUGUGUGUGUGUGUCUAGCGUGAAUUGUACAAUAUAUAAUACUAUAUUCCUCUGAACACUUUCCAUAAAUGGUUCCACCCUGUGUUGAAAGUUCUGCAGCUUGCUUUUUUCAUGAAACGUUAUCUGUCCUUGAUCUAUCCAUGCUGAUAAAUAUAGGUCUGGUGUAUUCAUUUCUCUCCCCCUAGCGCAAGACAUUUGUGUUGUUUCUGUGUUUAGCGUCUGGAUCUAAAAGUGGAACCGAUGGGUCAUAGAGUAUAGGCAGUGUUUAAGUUACUAAGCUGUUGUGCCCCUAGCUCCAACACCCCCCCUUCUACGCUGUUCUUUGCGACGCUGGGGCUGUGACUCUACAAAACAUGUUUCUGUCUUGCCAGCUGCUUCCCGUGGGGCCUUGCCAAUCGGAGAUAGUAACCGUGAACCGUGAGCGUGAGGAAGGAAGAAGGGCCUUGCUCCUUUUCUUUUCCUCCCUGUUGGCGCCCCGUUCAUCUGAGUGUCAGCCCAGUAUCGCUCCCUCCCUUGCGCAGAAGUUCCUCAUGGUGGCAGUUGUUUAAUUCAGCACUCACAGAACAGCCAGUGGUGCCCCGCCCCCUCAGAAACACUAGCGGCAGCUGGCUCGUGCCACCCCCUUGGGAGUUACCAGUCCCACCCACGUGACACCACUCCCCAGCCUUCCAGUUUUUCAACCGACUGAGCCACCCAGGCACCCCAGCCAACCUUCCGGUUUUUAAUAAUUCCAGUUUCUUCCCUUGUUACCGUAGCCUAGCUGCUUCCUGCAGUUGCUGCCUCCAUGAUAAUUUUAAUGUUCUCUUUCUGUCCUUUUCAGUUACAUGGUUAAUAACUUUGUGACUAGUCAAAAAUUCUUUAUAAGAAGUUCUUUUCAUUAAAACAACUGGCAUCGUU